AAAAUUAUACAUUGGUUUAAACAAUAAUGGACUGAAUGAAAGAAAACAAGUUGGAUAGGAAACAAUUGAUUAUCAUUUAAUAUCUAUUCAAAAUUAUUGCAGGUUCCACUAAAGUUAAGAGCAUCCCCACAGAAGCAAUGUAAAUGUAGUAUUUCAUGUUAUCUUGGUGUAUCUGUAGCAAAAAAUAGCAAUUAAUUGUAGACAUUGACCUUUGAAUAAAAGUAAAUCUUUGGCAAAAAUGAAUAUUAAUUUUUUCUUCUUUGUAGGUUUUAUGGCAACUUGAUAUAUUCCGUAGAAGUUUAAGAGGUCUUACAGGACACGUUUGUCAAGGUGAUGCCUGCAUAUUUUGUGCCUUGAAGACAAUAUUUUCCCAAUUCCAACACAGUCGAGAAAAGGCUCUCCCAUCAAAUAACAUGAGGCAUGCCUUGGCUGAAAGUUUUAAAGAUGAACAGCGAUUUCGACUUGGUUUUAUGGAUGAUGCAGCAGAAUGUUUUGAAAAUAUCCUUGAGAGAAUUCACUAUCACAUAGUACCAAGCAAUGGAACAGAUAUGUGCACUUCUAAAUCCUGCAUAACACAUCAAAAGUUUGCUAUGACAUUAUAUGAACAGCGUGUAUGUUCUACUUGUGGGGCAUCCUCAGACCCUUUGCCUUUUACAGAAUUUGUACGUUACAUUUCAACAACAGCAUUAUGCAAUGAAAUUGAUAGAAUGGUGGAAAGGCAUGAAAGACUCAAGCCAGAAAUGUUUGCUCAAUUCCUUCAGGCUGCAAAUACUAUAGAUGACUUCAGGGACUGUCCUAGCAACUGUGGCCAAAAAAUUAAAAUCCGUCGUGUUCUAAUGAAUUCUCCAGAAAUAGUUACUAUUGGAUUAGUUUGGGAUUCUGAACAUUCUGAUCUAACAGAAGAUGUCAUCCGAAAUCUGGCAACACAACUUUAUCUUCCAGGGUUGUUCUAUAGGGUUACUGAUGAACAUGCCAAAAACAGUGAGCUUUUUCUUGUGGGGAUGAUAUGCUAUGCAAGCAGACAUUAUUGUGCCUUUGCCUUUCAUACCAAGAGUUGUAAAUGGGUGUUAUUUGAUGAUGCUAAUGUUAAAGAGGUUGGAACAAAAUGGAAAGAUGUGGUAACCAAGUGCAUCCGGUGUCACUUUCAGCCAUUGCUACUAUUUUAUGCAAACCCAGAUGGUACACCAGUAUCAACAGAAGAUGCACUGCAGCAUAUAAUUCAUUGGUCGCAUUAUAAAGCCUCUACAGGAAAUGGAGAAGAAUUUGGGUUUGAGAAACAUACUUUUGUUAAAUCAGAUUAUGUAAAGGAGAAUGGAUUUGAAGAAACUUCUAACCAGAAGAGUAAAAAAGUACAGUUAGAAAACACUGCCUUUACUAGGAACUUUUCUCAACCUACUAAUGUCAGAGGGUCGAGUAAAUUGGGACAUAAUGAUCAUAGAGAAAAAGCAAAAGAUCUUUCCAGAGAAUGUGCUCAAAAGGCAGCUGAGAUGAAAAAUUACUCAUCAUCAUUAAGAAAAAACUCUGACAGAGGAUCAAGGAAAGAAUCUGGAAAACAAAAAGAUCUAUCAGGAGAAAUACAUACUAAUCUUAAGCCAGGAUCACCACCUUCUGGAACUGGAUUUAGGCAUCAUUCCAAUGAACGUUUAUAUAGUAGUCAAGGGAGAGGAUCUUAUCGACAUGAAAAGGUGCACAAUCAAAUUAGACCCACUGUACAGACAUUCAGCUCAAAUAAAACAGAAGAUGGGGAGAAGAUGAACCGUAUGAAAACUGACCACAUAGCUGGUUAUGAAACAGAUAGUAGCCAAGAUUCCAAAGACAAAGGAAGUAUCAGUAGCAGCAGAAGUCGAAGCAGAGGCUGGAAACCCAUGCGAGAAACACUGAAUGUUGAUAGCAUCUUUACUGAUGCAGAGAAAAGAGAACAUAAUUCAAAAUGCAAGCUAAAUGCAAGCAAUAAACUAAAACAUGAAAAGGAGCAGAGUUCAGUUAACUACCCAAAAGAAAAUCAGAGUCAGAAGGGUCUGAUGACUAUCUAUGAAGAUGAAGCAAAACAAGCAGGAAGCCAGAAUUCACUGGAUUUGGGAAAGAAAGGAAAUAGAGAAAAAACAACAGGAUUUAUAGAGAGAAAGGUUCAUCCUGAUAAUUGGCAGACACCAAGGACUGAAUGUGGCUAUGAAAGCAGUGAUCAUACCAGCAAUGCAUCUGCUAAUUUGGAUUCACCAGUUACUGAAGGAAACAGCCCAGUUGACCCCAACACUCCGAAAGAAAACAUUUUUUACAGUGACCAAAAUCUAUCAGUCAGAUAUUCUGGAAAUGUCUUGCAGUCUUUCUCCGCGCCGAACAAAAACUCUUUUGAAGCACUGAAGAAAGGUGAAGUUAAUACGCAUAUUAACUACAAGCCACCUAACUUAUCAACUUCUCAUCUGCAGAUACAAAGGACUGACGUACCAGAUUACAAUAAGAAGUCUUUACCUACAUUAACAGUGCAGACAGCUGUAAAAGAUCACAUUGAACAAGAAAUAAAAACCAGUACAAUCAGUGAGCAAAGCUCUUUACCAUGGUCUGGUGAAAAUGUACCUAUUGAGACAAAUAUCUAUAGUGCUGAUAGUUCAGUUUUUUCUUAUAUUGGUGAGAAUGGAAUCAUGUCUGAAAAAGUUCAAAACAACUGUGAAUCUUCAUCUACCCAUUUACAAGUCCCUUGCCCGGUAUCUCAUACCAAGACUGUUAAUUCCACUCCUACCCUUGCAUUUUUCUUACAACAGAAUAAACCCAAGUCUUGCUGUACUGAAUCUGCUUCUUCUACUGGACAUAAAACCAGCAUGUACAGUAAUAAGCAUGAUGGUGCAACAGAAACAGUUUACCAAAAUCUUCCACCACCUUUACCACCAAAGAAAUACACUCUGGCCCAUUUGCACGAUAUAGAACAAGAAUCCACUGUGGAGUUGAACUAUACAGAUCAUCCAAAAAUUGAAAAGCAUGUUGUUAUUGCUACUUCAAAAAGUAUACCAGAAACAAGUUCAUUUGCAAAUGAAGAAAGAUUGAAAGCACUUCAUUACAAUGAGUCCUCUAAGAUGAGUUUUUCACCGAGCUUAUUAGGAAAGGAUUUAUGCACUGCAUCUAACAAACGGACUUGUUUUACAGAACCAAAUUCUAGUUGCCUGGAUGCAAAUGCAAAUGAUGUUAUAUCGCUUACUACUUAUUUUUCAGUUGAUAACUGUAUGACUGAUACUUAUAGAAUUAAAUACCACCAGAGACCAAAACUGUAUUUUGCAGAUACUAGUGGGUCAAACAAAGAAAGGUCUUUGUUACCCACUGGAAUGCAGUUGGACACUACAUACCACCACACUUCUGAAUCAAAUCAUGCCACAUCUCAGCAGAAGCAUAAAUCUAAUAUUGGAAAUGUGUAGUGUAAUAUGAAUAAUUUGGAAAUGAAUAUAAAUCCUUAGAACUCCAACCCAAUGUGAUGUUUAAGUUUACAUACUUUAGCUACAUUUCAUUUGGAAAGUAUACAUUAAUGAAUUGUCCCUUGCAUGUGCAUGCGUCAUAAAGAAAUAUCAAAAAUGGUUUUAUGCUUGUGGAAAUGCCAAUUUUGCAUAAGUUCAAUCAAUUGCUUUCGUAUGAUAGAUACAGCUUUUUUUAAAUAAUACCAUUUCUUUUAAAAAUGACUUGAUUUAGAACAUGGAUGUCAAACUUGCCGCAUCAUGUGAUGUGUCACAACCAACCGGCCCGCAGGCCGGCAGUUUGUAUAUAUAUAUAUAUACAUACAUACAUACAUACAUACAUACAUACAUACAUACAUACAUACAUACAUUUGAAAAUAGGUUUUGGAUCUGAUUUCAUAGUUGGUUAAAUUUCUUACUAAUUAUAGCACUUUGUAGGUUAUAAAACCUAAAUCAUGUAUCCAUUUGCAAUUUCCAUAUUAUUUAGACAAUAGAACAUUUUAAAGCACAAUUGUUUAAAUUUAUUUUGAAUGUUGAAUUCUCAUGAAAAAAAUCUUUCACAGAAUUUGAAACGGGAGUAUGAUACAUAUUCUCAGAUAAGCCCUUUCACAGAUAAGUUGACCUUCACAAGUAUAGACAGUAAUUUGUACUGCUUUAAAAAAACAAGAUUUAAAUAUAAGGAUUAUUCUUACGCACCAAAGGAUACAAUGCAAUAACAAGGUAGUACAACGUUUAUAAUGGCCUUGAGAGUUUUUGUCUUAUGAAAAUGGUGUUCUUUAUGUAAAGUUUGUCACAAAAGGAAAUUUUUAGUGAUAUGAAUUGUUUACAUGCACUUCAUUUUUUUCAUGUAAAGGCACUUUCAAGCUUGCUAUGUAAAAAUUGAAUAUAGUCUACAUACACUGUACUACCUCAGUAUGACAAUAUGGAUUAUUUUAGUAUGUAUAUACAGUAUAUAUUUACACACACACAUGCUGGAUCUACUAUACUUAGUGUAUGUAUGUAUACACACACACAAAUUUAUAUACACACACACACACAAACAAAAUGUGUGUGUGUGUGUAUGUGUGUGUGUCAGAAGUGUGCCAAACACUUCAGUUUUGAAAAGCUCCCUUUCAAAUGAAAGAUAUAUAGAGAGAUUUAUGGGUUGAUAUAAAUGGGCUGCAUGUUGUAGCAAUUUUUCAGGCUUUUGUGUCUGAUGUCAUUUUGUAGUUAUGACUUCCCUGUGAACUGAUUAGCUCCAGGACAAAACUUUCACAGUGUGAAAUACUGCAUUUUCUACAUAGUUACAAGUGUAUUAAAUUGGCUUCCUGAGGAGCAUGUUUCUUGUUAAAGACCUGAGUAGCCAGAGAGUAUCAAGGAAAACAUUUCUGAAACACUUAGAAAUUCUGUUUGUGAGAUAUUUAGAACUUUUGCAAGCAAGUGAAAAAGUGCAUUAAAUGGAUAUUCAUUUCCCCUUAUAAUCAGGUACUCUUAAUUAGAAAUUUAAUAGUCAACACUAUUGUUUUGCCAAAUGAAACAGGCAGCAUAAGAAAUUUUAUGACAGAAUUAUUUUAAAACUCCUUGUUAGACUAAUCAAAAAUGUAUUAAAUGCUGGAGGCAUAUGCUGAUAUUAGAAAUAUGCACAGAAUGGCAUAAUCAUUAAAAACUUACAUUUUGUAGUAGACAAAUAUUAACCAUUUAUCUAUUUUCUUGAAUCAGUUAUCCAGGAUCGCAUUAUCUUUUAAAUAUUUGAAAUAAUGCCUUAAUGAAGUUUUAGAUUUUAUUUUAAUAUACAGUAUAUUUUAUGGUAGCUAGAGUUUUAAAUAGCAAUAGUUUCUUGCAUCGUGCAGUAUUUUAAAUAUAAAAAUUAUGCACAGCAGUUGUUUGUAAUAAAAAACAUUUAAGUAUAUUGUUGGGCUGCAAAAAAUGUGAUAAAUUGUAUAAAUAUAUUUUUAUAUUAAAGCUGCUGUGGAGAAUAUUUAAAUCAUUGCAUGUAUAGAAAGUACUCUGGUUUUCUUAAAGUCUUAUUUAAUACUACCAGCAAAGGCACAAACUGAUUCUGAUCAGUUCAGCCUGAAAAUAAUUCCUUUUUAAAGAUUGAAAUGGAAUACACUUGCAGUUUUUAGGUAAAAAUGUAUGACACAGUACCUUUUAAAAUUCUUUAUAUAAGCAUUUUUUAUUAAAAUAAUAGCUACAAAGAUGAUCCUGAAAAAAUGUAAAUGUGUUUUAGUUUUCAGCAUGAUAGCUGCUAUGUGUUUUGGAAAACCAUUGUAAGUUUGCACUAUUAGAUUAAAUACAAGUACAAAUUUGUGAUUUUGUCCAAAUGGAGAAAAUGCUAUUAAAAUUGGUGGUUGAGCCUACUCGGAAUAUUAUUAGUAGUGUAAAAAUAGAGAUGCUUGCAUGCUUCCCUACAAUAAGGAAUAUGGUUACAUUAAAGUUCCACAUUUAUGUUAAUGGAGUCUUCCUGCUCUCUAAACUUUCAGAGAACAAAUAAUGUCUGAAAGAUAUGGGCAGUCCUUGACUUAUGACCAUUCGUUCAAUGCGUCUUUGAAGUCACAACAGCACUGAAAAAAGUGGCUUAUGACCACUCCUUGCACUUAACAACCAUCACAUAAAUCCCUAUCAUAUGAUUGUGAUCUGAGUGUUUGACCCCUGUUCAACGCAACAGUUGAAGUGUCCUGCAAUCACCAUUUGUGACUUUUCCAGCCAGCUUCUGAUAAAGUCAAUGGGAAGGAUGGGAAAGUUACAAGUCAGAGUCACAUGAUAUUUCCCUUAGCAACCACAGUGAUUUGCUAAGCAGCAAAAAGCUCAUAAAACUGGAUGCGUCACUUAACUUCUGCCCUGCUUAACAACAAAUUUUCCAGCCCCACUUAUGGUCAUAAGUUGAAGACUACCAGUAGGUCUAGUGACUAAGAUAUAAGAUUAGAGGCAGAAGACCGGAGUUUUUGUCCUGUCUUAGAUACAAAACCAACUGAGUGACUGAGACAAUUACUCCUAGAAAGAACGCACCAGCAAAAUAUUUCAGAAGCUGUUCCCCAAAAAUUGCAGUCAAGACUGAGUUGAAGGCUCAAAGAUUGAAUAUCUUUUUUCACUGACAGUAUCUUACCUAUUUUCUUCUCCAUAUCUUCAAGUUAGUCUUGACUCCUGACAAGUGCCUGGACAAGUCCUUUGCUGUCUUGACAUAUUUGAAAGUAGUUUGCCGUUACCUUCCUAGGAGUAAAAGUGAGUCAACUGGUCCAACCUGCCCAGCUGGCUCUGUACCUAAGAUGAAACUGGAACUCAAAGAGUUCCCUGUUUUCUAUUCUGGUGCUUUAACUAGCACACCAGACUGACCCUCCAUCUUAACUAUGAAUGUAACUCCACAUUGUCAGUUUCUUUUUAUGGAGCUGACUUAGCUUUUAAUCUUGUUGAUAUCUAUCAUGCUUGAGUGCUUUUUCAGAAGUUACUGGUUUGUUUAAAGCAUGUAUAGUUAACAUAUUCAUGAUUACAAAUAAAACCGAGAGAUCAUGAUUACAAAUAAAACCAAGAGAAGUAACUUCAAUUCAAAGUAACUAAAAUUAGUUUCUGAUAUUUUAAGUUUUUUUUAAAUUAAAAAAGUCUCAUUUCAUUCCUGAUAUGCAGGUAAUAUGUAAUAAUGUAACACCUUUAUAGGUAAAAAUGGAAUUAUAAGUACUGGAAUCAAAGUGUACAAUUGAAAGCUGUUACUGAAUUAAUUUGAAUUUGUAAUAUUUAUGUAAACACUAAUGUGAAUUACCUGUUAAGAAUAUUACUGUAUUUUAAAAAUGUAAAGCAAAUGUUCAUUUCCUGUAUAAAUGAGAAAUGUUGGAUUUGUGAGUACAUGUACUUUAAAGAAAUAUAAAAGUCUUAAUAGACAUUUUCACACAAA
Crotalus tigris (Tiger rattlesnake) is the source of this 7302-nucleotide messenger RNA. It is a transcript of the gene USP53, whose product is annotated as ubiquitin specific peptidase 53. The transcript has 14 exons. NCBI's taxonomy places the organism in Eukaryota, Metazoa, Chordata, Lepidosauria, Squamata, Viperidae. Gene Ontology annotation, cellular component: cell-cell junction. The record is from RefSeq and is a predicted model, not a curated record. The coding region runs from base 414 to 3404 and encodes 996 amino acids. Gene Ontology annotation, biological process: sensory perception of sound; response to auditory stimulus.